AUGGGUUCAGAACUGGGUAACACGCCCGACACGAAGCCCGAGGUUCGCCUCGAUGGCGUCGGCGUCUUCUACAUCGUCUUCGCCAUCGUAUGGACGCUCCUCCUGUUCGGCGGCAUGGCCUUCCUCUGGAUGCGCCGCGACAUGCCGAUCCUUCGAAUCCGCGGUCUUGGCUUGUCAUUUGCCGCCGUGUGUCUCCUACACGGAUACUGGAUGGCCGUCACUGUCGCCUAUGUAUACGGCCCUCUCAUGCCCGAGGUAGCCGAGUACUGGAUCAUGGGCAUCUGGCUGCCCUUCGGCGUAGCGCUCUUCCAGGCAUCCAACAGUCGCUUCCUCUACGUCGCCAACGCACAGAAGAAGUAUGUCAAGAAGACGGUUGAUGUUGGGUGGAACGGCGAGCGACCCCGGAUUCGCAAGACCCUCGUCGCCCGCUGGAAGAUGCUCGACUACAGCUUCAAGAUGCUUCUGCUUGUCGGACUCGGCAUGGCCUUCCAGCUUUUCCUCACCGUCUUCAUGUUUCUCGUGUCGCGCAAGUUCCACGCGUCUUUUGGCAUCGCCGGCACCGAGGUUACUGGUACUCCCAUGGAGCAAAAGACGGCUCAGGGCCGCGGCUGGGAGUGGUGGCCGUCGGUCUUCUGGCAGCUUUUCUGGGCUUGGAUCGUUGCGCCCAUGAUUCUCUGGCGAUCUCGCGGCCUCCGUGACACUCAGGGGUGGCGCACGCAGACCAUUGCCUGCUGCCUUUCGGGACUCCAUGCCGCGCCGAUGUGGCUGAUUGCCCUUUACGUGCCUGGCAUGGCACCAGUGAACCAGUACUUUAUUCCUCCCAUGUGGAUUGUGCUGUCCAUCACGUUCCUGGAGAUCUUCACCGUCUUUCUGCCGUGCUGGGAGGUUCGCAAGCAGAGGGUGCUUUGCCAAGAGACUCUCGACUCGAUCGCCCGAUGGGAGUCUCGCCAGAAGUGCGCUCCGGCCGGAGCGGCCAAGUCGAUUCACUCCAGCACCACGGCGUCUUCGUGGGCGGGCCGGACUAAGGCCGCCUCCGUCAGCAGCUCGGGCGGCAGUAUCCUCACCAUGGAUGCCCUGGAGCAUACGCUUGCCAAGAAUCCCGAGCCUCUGCAGCACUUCUCUGCGCUGCGUGACUUCUCCGGCGAGAACAUUGCCUUCCUGACGCGGGUCCGCGAGUGGCGGGCGACGUAUCUCGUUCUCGGCAAAGACUCUGACCGGACGCUGGAGAAGACGGAGAGCGAGAAGGACUCGACCACGACGGACAAGCUGUCACGCGAAUGCUACGAGAGCGCGCUGCGCAUCUACAUGGACUUUAUCAGCAGCAACAGCGCCGAGUUCCAGGUCAACCUGUCUUCAGCCGACUUCAAGAACCUGCAGGCCGUCUUCGAGCCCGCGGCGCGCAUCAUCUACGGCGAGAAGGGCUCACCCGAUCCCGCCACGCCCUUUGACGACACGCCACGCCACAACGACACGGCUGAGCUGAUUCGCUACUGGGGCGAGAUCCCCGAGGGCUUCAGCGACGGCGUGUUUGACGACGCGGAGAUGAGCAUCAAGUACCUGGUUCUCACCAACACGUGGCCCAAGUUUAUCAAGGAGAGACGGUCAUUUGACGCGUCAAGCAGCGUGGAAUCUGGGAGGCAGUGA
Purpureocillium lilacinum is the source of this 1644-nucleotide messenger RNA. RefSeq lists its product as uncharacterized. The record is from RefSeq and is a predicted model, not a curated record. Lineage: Eukaryota; Fungi; Ascomycota; Sordariomycetes; Hypocreales; Ophiocordycipitaceae.